GUUGAUCUCGGUGACAAGAGGAGAACAAUGUUGUCAUCUUCUUCAUCUUAUCCUGAGCUGUCGCAUGCCAGCAAGCCAGACCCACCGCGAUUGGUCUCGGUAGUUGGUCACAGCACAGUCAAGUAAGAGAUGGAUUUAAUUACUAGAUAAUUAGUGCAUGAAGCUGUACGCUUUUAAAACCAAACAACAGUGUGCGGUGCACUACUGCUAAAAACACACAAAUAAACUAUCACACUAAUUCAUUACAGAUGUAAAUAUAAUGUUGGCUGAUAAUUUUGUUUAUAACUGAACUUGAGCUAUUUUUGUUUCCAUCUCAUUGCCAGUUUUGUCCAGCUAAGAGAAAGUAUAAAACUGCAACUGAAUUUCCCUGGAUACUUUUACAGGUAUUUACAAAUAUUUUUAAUCAUCUUUCCUGGGCAUCAGUUUUUAGUUUAUUUUUGAAUGAACCAAACGAUGUCCUUUCUGCCAUUUCCAGAAAUUUGUUAUAAAAAAAUUUAUUUGAAGGAAAAUUGUUCUGAAAUUGGUUUGAACAUAAGUUUUUUGCCAAUUAAUUGUUAAAUGUAGAUUUAUUUAUUUAUUUUUAAAAAGUAUUUUUAGGGAAGGUCAAGGUGCAAGAAUUUUGGGGAAAAUGUAAAAAAAAAAAAAAAUUGGGUUUGUUUUUUCCCAUUAUUUCAUUUUGAACAAAUUUCUGAUCCAAGUAUUUUCCUUCAAACAAAUCUUUUUCGUACAAAUACUCAAUAAGCAAAUUCUGCUAUGUGAUGUGGUUUGAUGUAUGAUGGUUGUUUUUGUUGUUUUUUUAAACAUGUUAAGUGCAUUUAAAUUGCCACCAGUCGCCUGUUUAUCUGGUUUGAUUCAUUAAUAGAAUUCAGUUUUUUCAUCAACUUAAAAUAUGUGAAGAUCAAAAAACAUAAUAAAAGAAAAUAAAAGUUUAAGUUUUUUAACAUUGUUUUUUUUCUGCCUCGCAGUGAAUGUCCAACACUUGCAUCUUCAAUACCUUACUUC
This is a messenger RNA of Lymnaea stagnalis (great pond snail), 1002 nucleotides long. NCBI's taxonomy places the organism in Eukaryota, Metazoa, Mollusca, Gastropoda, Lymnaeidae. The record is from the annotation of a GenBank genome assembly.